Molecule: messenger RNA, 1067 nt
Organism: Aspergillus heteromorphus CBS 117.55
Lineage: Eukaryota; Fungi; Ascomycota; Eurotiomycetes; Eurotiales; Aspergillaceae
Exons: 2
Cellular component (GO): cytoplasm
Source: RefSeq, a predicted model, not a curated record
GGAUUUAUUAUCCACUCCGCCAUGGCCAUCCCCGACGCAUCCAUCCACCCCGAAGCCACGGGUCCAGCCAAGGCGCUGGUCGCGAAGCACCAGGCCGAGCAGCCAUUGAAGCUGUAUGCGGGGUGGUUCUGUCCAUUCGGUACAAUCCCUCAAACCCCCCUCGAGCCAACCCUCACCCACCUAACCCUCUCCAGUGCAACGCGUCUGGCUUGCCCUCGAAGAAAAGCAAAUCCCCUACCAAUACAUCGAAGUCAACCCCUACCACAAACAAGCCUCAUUCCUCGCCCUCAACCCGCGCGGGCUCGUCCCCACCAUCUCCGUCCCAGACCCAUCCUCAUCCCCCCAUCCACCUCCCACCACCCACUCUACGAAUCCACCGUAAUCCUCGAAUACCUCGAAGAGGCCUACCCCACGCACACGCCCCUCCUCCCGAGCGAACCCUACCAACGCGCCAAAGCCCGCAUCUGGAUCGACUUCGUCACCUCGCGAAUCAUCCCCUCGUUCCACCGCUUCCUGCAAUACCAACCCCCCUCCCCUUCCCCUUCCACCCCCACCAAAAGCACCGACGGCCUAACCAGAGUCCAGCAAGACUUCCUCUCCACCCUCAAGCAAUGGACCGCGGAAAUGCACCCCACCGGCCCCUAUUUCCUCGGCUCGGAGAUCUCACUCCCGGACCUGGUGCUCGGGCCGUGGGCGGUGCGGUUCUGGGUGUUUGACGAGUAUAAGGGGGGCGUGGGCAUUCCGGGACCCGGGGAGGGGGGCGCGGAUGAGGAGAUCUGGGCCAGGUGGAGGACGUGGCUGACUGCCGUGCAGGGGAGGAGGAGCGUCAGGGAGACGUUGAGUGAGCGGGAGUUCUAUUUGCCGAUUUAUCGCAGGUAUGCGGAUGAUGAGGCGCAGAGUGAGUUGGCGAAGGCGACGAGGGAGGGGAGGGGGGUUCCUUGAUUGUGUCUUUAAGCCUAUAGUAUAGUUACGGAUAUACUAUAUAUUCCCGGCUGAGAAGAAGGCAUAGGGUCACGGUGUAACAGGAUAGACUAUCUCAAUACCGCAUAACUGAUAACAUAAGAAAG